AUGUGGUGGACAUCGCCCACCCGUCCCGGGAUCCGCUAUGGGUCUGGGCCGCCCAUCCCAGGACACGUGGCAGACAUUACCCAUACGUCUCGGGACCCGCGAUGGGGCUGGCAUGCCCAUCUCGAGACCUGCGUGGGACCCAUCCCAGGACAUGUGGCGGACAUCGGCCCCCAUCCCAAGACCUGCAACGGGCCUGGCCUGCCCGUCCCGGGACAUAUGGUGGACAUCGCCCUCCCAUCCCAGGAUAUGUGGCAGACAUCGUCCACCCGUCCCGGGACAAGUGGCGGACAUCGCCUGCCCGUCCCAGGAUACGUGGCAGACAUCGUCCACCCAUCCUGGGACCCGUGGCGGGACCGGCCUGCCCGUCCCGGGACACGUGGCGGACAUCGCCCGCCCGUCCCAGGAUACGUGGCAGACAUCGUCCCACCCAUUCCUGGGAACCCGUGGCAGGGACGGCCUGCCCGUCCCGGGACACGUGGUGGACAUCGCCCUCCUCCCUCCCGGGGACACGUGACGGACAUCGCCUGCCUGUCCCAGGAUACGUGGCAGACAUCGUCCACCCGUGGCGGGACCGGCCUGCCCGUCCCAGGACACGUGGCGGACAUCGCCCUCCCCUUCCGGGACACGUGGCGGACAUUGCCUGCCUGUCCCGGCACACGUGGCGGACAUCGCCUGCCCAUCCCAGGACCCGUGGCAGACAUUGCCUGUCCAUCCCAGGACCCAUGGCGGGACCAGCCCGCCCUUCCUGGGACAUAUGGCGGAUACUGCCCUCCGGUCUUGGGACACAUGGCGGACAUCACCUGCCUGUUCCGGCACGUGGCGGACAUCAACACCCACGUCCCAGGACCCGUGGCGGCCCCGGGCUGCCCGUCCCGGGACCAGCGAUGGGCCCUGCCCGCCCAUCCUGAGAUACGCGGCGGACAUCACCCACCCGUCCCAGGACCCACAGCGGGCGCGGCCCGCCCGUCCCAGGACACGUGGCAGACAUCGCCCUCCCAUCCCAGGACUCAUGGCGAGCCAUGCCUGCCCGUCCCGGGACACGUGGUGGAUAUCACCCACCCGUCCCAGGACCCACGGUGGGCCUUGCCUCGCACCAGUCCCUGCAGAGAGCAACACCUAUACUAUUCUUUAGAACCAGAAUAUGCCACUGAAUCCUCUCAGUUCUCCUGGGCCUUCUCUGAAUCCUCAAGUUCUUGUCUUGGCACCUUUACGAAUCCUACUCAAUUCUCUCAUCUCCAAUGGCUUUUCUGA
This is a messenger RNA of Macrobrachium nipponense, 1251 nucleotides long. Its product is annotated as collagen alpha-5(IV) chain-like. The transcript has a single exon. The record is from RefSeq and is a predicted model, not a curated record. The coding region runs from base 1 to 1251 and encodes 416 amino acids. NCBI's taxonomy places the organism in Eukaryota, Metazoa, Arthropoda, Malacostraca, Decapoda, Palaemonidae.